AUGAUUUUAAUACUACUCACCGCUAUUUUGGCUGGCGCGGCUGCCUAUUUCUACAGAUUCUGGAGUGUACGAGAAAAGAGACAAGUCCAACUUCGAAAAAUCGUUGAGAAGAAACGAGCUGAAAGGGCUGAAAGUGUACGGUUUGCCAAGCAAUCCGCAGAGAAACUCGAUUUGGAGACACGGAAAAAGAUUGCUGCCAUGGAAUAUUUAGAGCUAAAAGAAAGCCUCCAAUCUGGAUCAGUUUCUUGCAUUGAUGCCGUCCGUACUUAUUACUACAAAGCAAUCCAAGCAAAUGAGAAAACAAAUUCCGUUUGUAUGUUUGUAAAAGAAGCUGAGCAAUGGGCUCUGGAAUGGGAUGAGAAGGCAAAAGAUCCAGAAUUCAAGAAGCCUCCAAUGUUCGGAUUCCCGAUGUCACUGAAAGAAUGCGUGCCUCUUCAAGGAUACGAUCAAACACGUGGUUUUGUUCAAGACACUUUCCGUCCAACUGAAAUCGAUGGAGUUCUUGUUCAACAACUCAAAAAACUCGGAGCUAUUCCAUAUGUUCAAACAAAUGUUCCACAAUCUCUUCUGAGUUAUAAUUGCUCUAAUCCGGUUUAUGGGACCACAAACCAUCCAAUGGACAAGAAUAGAACAUCUGGUGGAUCGUCUGGAGGAGAGUCUGCGUUGAUUUCUGCUGAUGGAUCGAUUCUUGGAAUCGGAGGAGACGUUGGAGGAUCGAUUCGAAUUCCAUGUGCUUACACGGGAACCACUGGAAUCAAACCUUCCCAUUUGAGAUUCUCGCAUCGUGGAGUUUGUGGAUCUGUACCUGGACGUCCUCUGAUCAAUUCUAAUGAUGGUCCAAUGUCGACUCGAGUUGAAACCAAUGUUGAUUUCCUUCGCACCGUCUGGGCAGACACGUGGAUUUCUGAACAAGAUCCAUAUGUACCACCUGUGACAUGGAAUGAAGAAGCAUACCAAAGUGAUAAGAAACUGAAGAUUGGAUACUACACAGACGAUGGAUGGUUCACUCCAACCCCAGUUUGCCAGAGAGCUGUUAUGGAAGCAAAACAGAUAUUGGAAGAUGCUGGACACACUCUUGUUCCAUUCCGUCCUCCAAGAGUUCCAGAUGUUUUGAUUAUGUUCCUACGAGCAGUUUGUGUAGACGCUGGGAAAUAUUUAUCAAAGAAACUGAUGAAUGACAUCAUUGAUCCACUUCUCUACACCCAAGUAGUUCUGUGGAUGGUUCCAGUUCCAGUUCAAAGAUUCUUGGCCAGCUUCAUCAAAGUAUUCUUCCCUCGCCUUGGAAGUCUUAUGAAUGCGUUGACUUUGAGUACUGUGGAACUUCGUAACACUUAUGCCGACAUUGAAGCGUAUCGAAGUGAAAUGGCUGCUUUGAUGAUUGAUCAGAAGAUUGAUGCUCUUUUGUGUCCGGUUACUGUAUCUCCUGCUCUUCCACAUAUCGCUCCGUCGAAACUGUUUGCUGGAACAAGCUACACGGGAAUCUUCAAUCUUCUAGAUUAUGCUGCAGGAUCCGUCAAUGUGACUCAUGUUACAAAACAAGACGAAUUGGAUCUGGAAUCCGACUACGAAGCAUCUGAUCCAUGGUACGCUUUGGCUAAAAAUAGUUCUCGUGGAACAAUUGGAUUUCCAAUCGGAGUUCAAGUGGCAACUCCUCCGUACCGGGAGGAGACUUGUCUUCGUCUGAUGAGAGAAAUCGAAUUGGGUGUCACCGGAAAAUAA
Messenger RNA from Caenorhabditis briggsae, 1719 nucleotides. It is a transcript of the gene Cbr-faah-2, whose product is annotated as Protein CBR-FAAH-2. The record is from RefSeq and is a predicted model, not a curated record. NCBI's taxonomy places the organism in Eukaryota, Metazoa, Nematoda, Chromadorea, Rhabditida, Rhabditidae. Gene Ontology annotation, molecular function: fatty acid amide hydrolase activity; amidase activity. The transcript has 4 exons. Bases 1 to 1719 code for a protein of 572 amino acids. Gene Ontology annotation, biological process: fatty acid catabolic process.